Molecule: messenger RNA, 859 nt
Organism: Tachyglossus aculeatus (Australian echidna)
Lineage: Eukaryota; Metazoa; Chordata; Mammalia; Monotremata; Tachyglossidae
Product: claudin-2-like
Exons: 2
Coding region: 105-743 (212 amino acids)
Biological process (GO): bicellular tight junction assembly; cell adhesion
Cellular component (GO): bicellular tight junction; plasma membrane
Molecular function (GO): structural molecule activity
Source: RefSeq, a predicted model, not a curated record
AUUUAGGUUAGAACCCUUAACCCAUUAACAUGUGUUCACCUGACGAAAGGUGAACUUUUCUCCAUUGGCUCAUCCCUUGAGUCGACAGGAACUUGCAGCAAAUCAUGGCUUAUACCGUCAGAGAGAUUUGCAUCCCCGUAUUGGCUCUACUUUUCGGUGGAGCAGGAUUCAUCAUCUGCAAUGUCAUUACCAACUCCAUGUUUUGGAGGGUUUGGCAUUAUGACAACACAAACAUUUCAACCAUUUGGUUGGGUCUUUGGAACUUCUGCUAUCAGCCCAGAGAUCCUUCAAACCCUACUGCCAUCUUAGACAAGGUCUGCCUCAGAAUGAGCUUAACCUGGGAAUACCCUGGAGAAAUAUCUCUGAGUCAGGACCUAAUGUCUUUGGCCACGGUCCUAGAAGGAGUCGGUCUUUUAUUUACCUUUGUGGGCUUCCUGUGCACGCUGAAGGAGGAGCCUUAUUCAGAGUUCUACCAUUGUUUCCGAAUUGGUGGAACCUUUCUCACUGUCGGGUGCCUCAUAGUCAUAGGCACCGUGUCUUGGAAUUUCUAUCUAGACUCAGUCAGCAAACCGCUAAGCUAUCCUCGUGAAUUUCCGCUUCAGGACCAACCAGAAGAUAGAGACAUUGGGCCUGCUCUUCCUUUAGGAUCAAUAUCUUCCCUCUUUGGGCUUCAAAGCGGGGCCCUUUUAAUCACUCAUGGAUGUAGCGUGAGAGCAGUCAGUGAAACAUCUGUGCAAGUUUGAAGAGACAUCACCACUCAAAUAUGGCUUCUAAUAUUUGCACCAGAUGAAGCCUAAGAUGGGUGGCAUCUCAACAAUAUUAUGGUUUUCAAAUAAAAUCUCAUUUAUUCCGCAAAAUG